AUGAAUGUCAAGUUCCCUGUCAAGUUAGCCAUGAAGGAAAGAAGAAGCAUCUCAUCAUCUUCUCAACAGUCUUUUACUAAUUUGAGAACUCCUCAUAAUAUUCAAAAUCAAUAUGAAUAUGAAAAUGCAGUUAUUGAUGAAGAAGAAGAUCCUUUAAAUGAUAUUGAUUCACCAAAUUUAAUUGCAACUUCAGUGGAAAAUAAUUCAUUAUUAUCUUCAAAUUCUACUAUUUCCUUGUUAUCAUUAAAUAAUAAACCAGUACUCUCUAGAAACACAUCAUUUUCUCAACCUGGAUUAUCAUCAAUAAACUCCAAUUCAAAUACUUCAUCAAUUUUUAAUAAUCCAAUAAUGUUUCAAAGAGUAAAUCUACGAAGAAUUUCAAAUGCUCAACAUGAACGAAACACUUCAAUAAAUUCUAUCCCACCAUUAAAUAUUGAUACACUACCAGAGACUCCAAAUUUAGAUCCUGUUUCUAUACAAAAUUCUCCUUCAAAUUUUUGGUUAAAUAAACCAAAUUUAUAUAGACAUGGUUCUAUAAAUAAUCAGAUGAAUAUUGAUAGUCCUUUUCUUUAUCCUGUUAAGGGGCAUGAUGGGAAUGUUACACCUUUGAUAUUGAGUCCAAAGAAGGAGUAA
This is a messenger RNA of Hansenula ciferrii, 633 nucleotides long. RefSeq lists its product as uncharacterized. The record is from RefSeq and is a predicted model, not a curated record. The transcript has a single exon. NCBI's taxonomy places the organism in Eukaryota, Fungi, Ascomycota, Saccharomycetes, Phaffomycetales, Wickerhamomycetaceae. The coding region runs from base 1 to 633 and encodes 210 amino acids.